Messenger RNA from Nezara viridula (southern green stink bug), 522 nucleotides. NCBI's taxonomy places the organism in Eukaryota, Metazoa, Arthropoda, Insecta, Hemiptera, Pentatomidae. The record is from the annotation of a GenBank genome assembly.
AUGACAACUCUUAGAUCUUUUACAUGUACCGAUCUACUUAAAAUCAAUGAAAUCAAUUUGGAUCCCCUUACUGAAACUUAUGGCAUGCCUUUUUAUAUGCAAUAUCUAGCUCAUUGGCCAGAAUAUUUUCAAGUUGCAGUCGCUCCAAAUGGAGACUUCAUGGGAUACAUUAUGGGAAAGGCAGAGGGUCGUGGAGAAAACUGGCAUGGACAUGUAACAGCUUUGACGGUUUCUCCAAAAUAUAGAAGGCUAGGAGUUGCUGCUACGCUUAUGAAAUCUCUUGAACAAAUCUCGGAAAGGAAGAAAUGUUAUUUUGUUGAUCUUUUUGUCCGUGUGAGUAACAAAAAUGCGAUAGCGAUGUAUAAGAAACUGGGAUAUGUGGUAUAUAGAACUGUGUUGGAGUAUUAUUCUGGAGAUCCUGAUGAAAAUGCAUAUGACAUGAGGAAAGCAUUAAGUCGUGAUGUAGAAAAGAAAUCGGUAAUACCUCUGGUUCAUCCUGUUAGGCCAGAAGAUGUCGAAUGA